UCUCCGUCCAAUCACAGGGAAGCUUACGUGACGCCCCGCCCCUUCUACUUACGAUACAAUUUUGACACGGAAAGUGAUGGCUGCCACUGAAAUGGCUGCCGCUGCCUCCGAGGUAAGUCCUCCGGUGAGGGACGAGCAAUGCGGUCCCAACGAGGACAAUAUUGAUAACUCUGGCGACUGCCGUAACGAAGCGGAAACGGGAGCGCCAGCUGGCUGCGGUGAGCCGAAAAUGGCUGAGUUGGAGGCUGAGGCGGCGAAGCAGGCCGCCAGCGAAGCGCCGCCGCCGACUGACGUUCCAGAAUCGGUCAACCAGGCGGCGACAUCCCCUCCCCAAAAUGAGGUUCUACCUUGCGAUGAGGUGUCGUCGGAGCCACAGCAGAACUACGCGGAAAUCAGCGGUGAGCACUUAAAUUGUGGCACAGCGAAAGAUGCCAAAGCAGAGCCCGGUGAAGAGAGCCGGUGUUCGGGUAUGGAGGACUGCGACAAGAGCAAACCCAUUUGCGAGGACGGCGACAAACUGAGUGGCGGGGACGCAGCGGUGGGAGACAAGAGGCGGCCGAGCGUGGAGAUCUCCUCCUCCGACGGUGAACCCCUGAGCCGCAUGGACUCCGAGGACAGCAUAAGCAGCACCCUGAUGGAGAUGGAGAGCACAGUGUCAAGUGGGCGCUCCACCCCGGCUAUGAUGAACGGACAGGGCAGUGCCAGCUCCUCUGCUGUUAAGGCCGUCGCCUACUCCUGUUGCUGGGACCUUUGUCUUCAGUAUUUCAACUCAAGCCCUGAUCUUGCGGAGCAUAUCAGGGGCAUCCAUGUGGACGGACAAAGAGGAGGGGUCUUUGUGUGUCUGUGGAAGGGUUGCAAGGUGUACAACACCCCAUCUACCAGUCAGAGUUGGCUUCAGAGGCACAUGCUGACCCACAGUGGAGAUAAGCCCUUCAAGUGUGUUGUUGGUGGCUGCACCGCAAGUUUCGCUUCACAAGGAGGCCUGGCUCGCCACGUGCCCAGCCACUUCAGCCAACAAAGUUCUUCCAAACUAUCCGGUCAGGCUAAACUUAAGGAGGAGUCACCCUCUAAGGCUGGUCUCAACAAGAGGAAGAAGCUCAAGAACAAACGCAGGUGCUCCCUACCGAGGCCUCAUGAUUUCUUUGAUGCUCAAACCAUGGAUGCUAUCCGUCACCGAGCCAUCUGUCUCAACCUAUCGACUCAUAUUGAAAGUGUGGGCAAUGGACACAGUGUGGUCUUUAACAGCACAGUACUGGCCAAAAGGAAAGAAGGCUCAGGAAAAGUGAAAGUUCUCUUACACUGGACACCAGAAGACAUUCUGCCUGACGUGUGGGUGAAUGAAACUGACCAAUCUCAGCUGAAGACGAAAGUGGUGCACUUAUCCCAGUUGCCACAGGAAACUGCCAUGCUGUUGGACCCAAACAUAUACAGGGCACUUCCACAGAAGCGACUAAAGCAGAGCCUGUAAGGUGUUCUCUCUGGAUUAGGUUUUUAUUCCUUGGUCCUACAAGUUAUUUCUAAUUGGGAUGAGACACUCGUCGCCGUUCUUUGGAAUGGGACAUGGAACAAUUGAAACAAUUUGUCUUCAUGAAGAACUCAGAAUAAUGCUGUACCCCCACACCCACUCCCCACCUCAAAAAAGACAGAAAAUCUGAAAAUAUCUCAUCAUCUAAUGUUGUAACAAUUAUGUGGAAUAAACAUUUUUAUU
Syngnathoides biaculeatus (alligator pipefish) is the source of this 1708-nucleotide messenger RNA. RefSeq names its product zinc finger protein aebp2-like. Gene Ontology annotation, cellular component: ESC/E(Z) complex. Gene Ontology annotation, biological process: regulation of transcription by RNA polymerase II. The record is from RefSeq and is a predicted model, not a curated record. Bases 77 to 1468 code for a protein of 463 amino acids. NCBI's taxonomy places the organism in Eukaryota, Metazoa, Chordata, Actinopteri, Syngnathiformes, Syngnathidae. The transcript has 9 exons.